UUGCUUCGAUCCUGAGACAUAUUAGGAAUUCAUCCGUGAUUAUGGAUUGUAAUAUGAUCGCUUGCGGUUUCUCUUUCCUCCUGCUUUUUCUGCAUGGCGCAUAUGCAGAUCUGAGCUAUUCGUUUCCGGAGGAGAUGAAACGAGGAUCAGUUAUUGGAAAUAUGGCCAAGGAUCUCGGGCUGCAGACGAGCGCACUGUCUAACAGAAGAGCCCGUAUCGACACCGAUGAAACUGAUAAACGUUACUGUGACAUAAACCUGAAUAACGGAGAGUUGAUUGUUGCCGACAGGAUUGAUCGAGAGGGGCUCUGUGGAGAAAAGGCUUCGUGCAUCCUAAAACACGAGCUGGUGCUGGAGAAUCCUCUCGAGCUCCAUCGGAUCAGUCUGCACGUUCAAGAUAUUAAUGAUAACUCGCCUCAGUUUAAGGAAGAAUUGAUAAAUAUAGAAAUCCGAGAGUCGGCAGUCAGGGGAGCUCGUUUUGUGAUCGAGGAGGCACACGAUGCGGAUGUAGGACAGAAUUCAGUUCAGCAGUACAGCCUUAAGAAGAAUGAUAAUUUCAUUUUGGCUGCUGAUGGAAACACAAUAGAGCUUGUUCUGGAUAAAGAGCUCGAUCGAGAAAAACAGCAAGAGCUCAAUUUGCUUCUUACAGCUCUAGAUGGUGGCUCUCCUCAGAGAUCAGGUACUGUAGUCAUACACGUCACUGUGCUGGAUGCUAAUGAUAACGCCCCAGUGUUCAGCCAGGCCGUUUAUAAAGCCAGUCUGCCUGAAAAUUCUCCUGUAGAUACUAUAGUGGUCACAGUGAGCGCUACUGAUGCAGACGAGGGAGUCAAUGGAGACGUGACUUAUGAAUUCGGACAUGUUACAGAAGAUGUGAAGAAGAUAUUUAGUAUUGACCGUAAGGUGGGGGAUAUACGUGUUAUUGGCUCUGUUGACUAUGAAGCCACCACUUCAUUUGAAAUACGUCUUAAAGCAAAAGAUGGAUUAGGGCUGUCAUCUUAUGCUAAAGCAAUAAUUUCUGUCACUGAUGUGAAUGACAACGCUCCUGUAGUAGAUUUGAAAUCACUGACUAACCCCAUACCUGAGGACAUCCCACCUGGUACAGAGGUGGGCAUCAUUAACGUGCAGGAUAGAGACUCUGAGAAUAACAGACAGGUCCGCUGCUCCAUUCAGCAAAACGCCCCUUUUAAGUUGGUUCCUUCUAUUAAAAACUAUUAUUCUCUGGUGACCACAGGACAACUGGACCGUGAAGUAGUGUCUGAUUACAACAUUACAAUCACUGCCAGUGACGAGGGCUCUCCACCUCUGUCCUCCUCUAAAAGUGUUGAGUUAUCUGUAGCAGACAUCAACGACAACCCACCUGUGUUUGAGGAACAGUCGUACAGCGCAUAUGUGAGUGAAAAUAACAAACCUGGCUCCACUUUAUGUUCCGUUAGUGCUCGAGACCCCGACUGGAGACAAAACGGUACAGUGAUUUAUUCUCUGUUACCCGGUGAGGUGAACGGUGCCCCGGUGUCGUCCUAUGUGUCUGUUAACGGAGACACGGGGGUGAUCCACGCUGUGAGGUCGUUUGAUUAUGAACAGUUCAGGAGCUUUAAAGUCCACGUGAUGGGCAGAGACAACGGUUCUCCUCCGCUGAGCAGCAACGUGACCGUCAGUGUGUUCAUAUCGGAUGUGAAUGACAACUCUCCUCAGAUACUGUACCCCGGGCCGGAGGGCAACUCCUUCAUGACCGAGCUGGUCCCCAAAGCUGCACACGGAGGCUCUCUGGUGUCCAAAGUGAUAGCGGUGGACGCGGACUCCGGACAGAACGCCUGGCUGUCCUAUGAUAUAGUGAAAUCCACAGAUCCGGGCCUUUUCACUAUUGGUGUCCACAGCGGAGAGAUCAGGACACAGCGGGACAUUUCCGAGUCUGACAGCAUGAAACAGAACCUGAUUGUGUCAGUGAAAGAUAACGGACAGCCCUCUCUGUCUGCCACCUGUUCCAUGUAUUUACUGAUUUCUGAUAACUUGGCUGAGGUGCCAGAACUGAAGGACAUUUCUUAUGAUGAGAAGAAUUCCAAACUGACGUCUUAUCUGAUCAUCGCGCUGGUGUCUGUGUCGACGUUUUUCCUGACCUUCAUCAUCAUCAUCCUGGGUGUGAGGUUUUGUCGCAGGAGAAAGCCCAGACUGUUGUUUGAUGGAGCAGUUGCCAUCCCCAGCGCUUAUCUCCCUCCUAAUUACGCAGAUGUUGACGGCACAGGAACUUUACGCAGCACUUACAAUUAUGACGCCUACCUGACAACAGGUUCAAGAACCAGUGACUUUAAGUUCGUGUCAUCUUACAAUGACAACACACUGCCUGCUGACCAGACUCUGAGGAAAAGUCCAUCAGACUUUGCUGAUGCGUUUGAAGACUGUGAUGCUUCACCUGAGGUAGGAACAUCAAACAAAUCCGAUCAAUUUGUGACUGGAAGUGUGACGUUGAUAUUGAUACGCUCACCUCUUUUAGAUUCAUCAGUUCAUCAUUAG
Molecule: messenger RNA, 2507 nt
Organism: Epinephelus lanceolatus (giant grouper)
Lineage: Eukaryota; Metazoa; Chordata; Actinopteri; Perciformes; Serranidae
Source: RefSeq, a predicted model, not a curated record